Molecule: messenger RNA, 4259 nt
Organism: Carlito syrichta (Philippine tarsier)
Lineage: Eukaryota; Metazoa; Chordata; Mammalia; Primates; Tarsiidae
Gene: ATG13
Product: autophagy related 13
Exons: 20
Coding region: 484-2136 (550 amino acids)
Biological process (GO): piecemeal microautophagy of the nucleus; protein localization to phagophore assembly site; mitophagy
Cellular component (GO): cytosol; Atg1/ULK1 kinase complex; phagophore assembly site
Source: RefSeq, a predicted model, not a curated record
GCUGCUGGGCUUAAGGCAUUAGUGAUCGCUCGACCGGUGCAGAAAGCCCUGAAGAGCGCUGCUCGACGUAAGUGCGACAGCUCGCGCGGUGCUGGAGUAAAACGCCCGGGGCCUGCGAGCCAGGAGCCUUCUGAAGCGUGAGGUGUCUGUCUGCAACCUGUGCUGUCACUGCAGCCCCGGCGCGCGGAACUCUCAGCCAGGAGGCGCAGCUGGCCGGCCCCGGGCCCCGGGCCCCGGCCUCCGUAAUGAGAACCCGGAGCCACUCUCUUUGCCGCAGCUUCGCAGGUGAGGGUGACUGUUGACUCGUGAAAAAAGGGACCCAAGGUUCAUGACUGUCUUCUUACUGGCAGUGGAAUGACCUGUGGAAACCUGCGAUCCAUUGUCAUUAAAUAAAUCUCUGGCAGCCUUAACCUCCUGGACUCAGACAAUGCUAUCUCCUACCUCGGCCUCCUGAGUAGCUGGGACUACAGAUUCCUAUAGGCAAUGGAAACUGAUCUCAAUUCCCAAGACAGGAAGGACCUGGACAAGUUUAUUAAAUUUUUUGCCCUCAAGACUGUCCAAGUGAUUGUCCAGGCUCGACUUGGUGAAAAGAUUUGCACUCGUUCUUCUUCCUCCCCAACGGGUUCUGACUGGUUUAACUUAGCAAUCAAAGACAUCCCAGAGGUUACUCAUGAAGCAAAGAAGGCACUGGCAGGGCAGCUGCCUGCUGUUGGGAGGUCUAUGUGUGUGGAGAUCUCACUCAAGACUUCUGAGGGAGAUUCCAUGGAACUGGAAAUAUGGUGUCUUGAAAUGAACGAAAAGUGUGAUAAAGAAAUCAAAGUUUCCUACACGGUGUACAACAGACUGUCACUGCUGUUGAAGUCCCUUCUUGCUAUAACCAGAGUGACACCAGCCUACAGACUCUCCAGAAAGCAAGGCCAUGAAUAUGUCAUCUUAUACAGGAUAUAUUUUGGGGAAGUUCAGCUGAAUGGCUUAGGAGAAGGCUUCCAGACAGUUCGCGUUGGGACAGUGGGUACCCCAGUGGGCACCAUCACUCUGUCUUGUGCUUACAGAAUUAACUUGGCUUUCAUGUCCACCAGGCAAUUUGAGAGGACCCCACCUAUCAUGGGGAUUAUCAUUGAUCACUUUGUGGACCGUCCCUUUCCUAGCUCCUCUCCCAUGCACCCCUGCAAUUACAGGACUGCUGGUGAGGAUGCUGGAGUAACAUACCCAUCUGUGGAAGACUCUCAGGAAGUGUGUACCACCUCUUUUUCCACCUCCCCUCCAUCCCAGUGUGUGUUUACUGUCACAAAGGCACAUUUUCAGACCCCUACUCCUGUGGUGACGGACACCCUGAGAGUCCCCAUGGCAGGACUGGCCUUUUCCCAUCAACUUUCCAGCUCUCGUCUUUCCUAUCAGCCUGCUGUCCUGGGCGUUGGAUCAGCUGACCUGGCUUAUCCAGUAGUGUUUGCUACUGGCUUAAAUGCUACACACCCUCACCAGCUAAUGGUUCCCGGGAAGGAAGGUGGGGUACCCCCUGCUCCCAACCAACCUGUCCACGGUGCCCAGGCUGACCAGGAGAGAUUGGCAACCUGCGCCCCUCCUGACGGGGCCCACUGUGCUGCCACACCUUCCAGCAGUGAGGACACCGAAACCGUAUCAAACAGCAGUGAGGGUCGGGCCUCCCCUCACGAUGUCUUGGAGACCAUCUUUGUUCGAAAAGUGGGGGCUUUUGUCAACAAACCCAUCAACCAGGUGACCCUAACAAGUUUGGAUAUACCCUUUGCCAUGUUUGCUCCCAAGAAUUUGGAGCUAGAGGAUGCCGAUCCCAUGGUGAACCCUCCAGGUUCCCCAGAGACCGAAUCUCCUCUCCAAGGCAGCCUGCACUCAGAUGGCUCCAGUGGGGGCAGCAGUGGCAAUACCCACGAUGACUUCGUUAUGAUCGACUUCAAACCAGCUUUUUCUAAAGACGACAUUCUUCCAAUGGACUUGGGGACCUUCUAUCGUGAGUUUCAGAACCCUCCUCAGCUGAGCAGCCUCUCCAUAGAUAUUGGAGCACAGUCCAUGGCUGAAGACUUGGACUCGUUACCAGAGAAGCUGGCUGUGCACGAGAAGAAUGUCCGAGAAUUUGAUGCCUUUGUAGAAACCCUGCAGUAAAAGUUUCCUGAGUACCAGCAGCAUCCCCUUUUUGUGGCCCCAGGAGACAGAGAGCCUCCCACGCACCAGCUGCUCCCAUCCCUCAUCCUGCUCCAAACCAGGUGGACAGGAGGACGGUUUCCCCAUGAGGACCUGGAAGUCCUUGCUCCUGGACUUCCUGGUGACUCCAUGGCGGCAGUCAAGCCCAGCACAGCAUUUGAGAGGACUCACCCGUGGCCUUGGAGAUGGAAAGACCUUUGCACAAGAAGGCCCUCAGCAGGGCCAUCUGCGUCCCUGCCCGUCAUCAACUGCUUUACAAAGGUGUCAUCCUGUUCCUCCUGCCGCCAGCUCCUGCCUGGGCCUGCCCUACAGCUGACCUCUUGCCUGCCCGUCGUUACCAUCAACCAUUUGACAUUCCAGCUGGUGGCUCAACAACUGGUGCGGAGGCAGAAAGAGGAAGGAGACAGUGCUGGGAGGGAGAAGGGAGGGGUCCUGUUUUACUCUCCAUCGUCCUCUCUGCUUCCUGCUGGCUUCUUCUUCCUUCCCUCCCUCUCUCUGCCCCUGGGUCUGUACUUCUGGCAAUAUGACAGGCCUGCCUUUCCCAUUCCCAGAGGCUGGGAGGGUACGAGCAGCCCUGGAGGCUGCCUGUGCCCAGCUCCUUAGCUGCACAGGAAGUAACAGCAGAAUCCUGUCUCUGGUAUUCUGUCCCUGGGAGUCACAGCAAAAGUCCUCUUUUCUCUCCUCCCCUCAUUGCUGCUCCUUGGUUAUAGAACACGGUAAAUAUUUAUUACUCUCAGAGAAAUCAGAUAUUUUAUAGAGAAAAUACGUUUGAGGUUAGAUGUUUUCAUGUGGGGAAGGUGGAGGGCCUCUUUCUGGGCCAGAGGUCCCCUCCUGGGGAGGGUCUUGAGUCCAGGUUGCUGCUCUGAGGAUCUCCCUACCCACUAUAUAUAAGGCGGGAUCCAAGAAUAGGGCUGCUGAGGGCGAAGAAACCUCCCAGAAUCGCUGCGUUUGAACCAACGACAGGCUAUCCACUUGUGUGUUCCUGGUGACGCCUAAACUUCCCAGUUCUGCAGAGUGACUGACUCUAUUCUGGCAGCCCAGGAAGCCUUGGGUGCUAAUGUGUGGUGAACACAGGUGGUGCCCAGGGGACAUUGUGUGUGUUUCCUGCUGCUGGGACACUUGUUUCUGAUCCUUGGGGCGGGAGCAUGGAACUUCUCCUGCUUGGGCCUGGCCACCCCCUCCCUUUCAUCCCAGGUCUGUUCACUGCCCUGGGGUUGACAAGCUGGAUGGGCUCUUUGUUGAGAAACCAAAGCUGGGCCUGCGAUUGACUUAACCCUUCAGGUAUUGUUGCUUGCAUAAGUCAAGUGCCUAGCCUCACCCACCUACCAUCUGUCCUCUCCCAGCCUCGCUGUUGGCCAUGGCCAAGGAGAGCUAGGCCUGCUGAUUCCUCCUGUCCCAUCUGGGUACUUAUUGGCAGCAGCUGGGCUUCAGCAAGCAGGUGGCUCCCAAUUGCUUGUUAGUAAACCGCAUGUGACACUGUUCCCACCUACAAGGCUGACCUCUAAGGCUUGGAAGCGGGUGCGGGAGGGGAGCCCUGGCCCUGUGCAUGUGUCUGUUGCCACAAAGAAAUAUUGCCAGUGGUGGUGGCCAGCUGGUUCUCCCGUCUUGGGACCAGAGCACAUGUGUGGCCUGCUGAACCAGAGUGACCCUUCAGGUCUGUGCACUGAAAUGGAGAAGGCCCCUGGUAAGUUAUUGCUGCCCUGUGUCUCAGCCGCUGCCCACUUUCCAAGGUCUUGCAUGGAAAGGCCUGUUAGCCUCAUCUGAGACUCCCUUACGGUUGGCCCCUGUAGACAGAAGCCUUUUUCACCAGGGCCCAUCUGUAAAGAGGCCAGGGAGGCACAGCCUUGACUUUGAGCUGAGCCUGGGAGGAGCAAAGCAACUGUCAAGGCCGGCCCUUGCCUCCCAGCCCCGAACCAUAACGGUGUGAGCCCUAGACUGACUCCUGCAGCACCCUGGGGACAGGUGGGACCAGCCAUCUCUCCAGGUGGCAGAGUCCCUCCUUCAAUCUACUUUGUUUGGAAAUACGCAACUAUACUUCCAAAUGUAUUCAAGAGAUUUCUAAUAAAAUUUUUUUGUGUACUUUA